Dujonia railenensis is the source of this 546-nucleotide messenger RNA. The record is from the annotation of a GenBank genome assembly. Lineage: Eukaryota; Fungi; Ascomycota; Pichiomycetes; Serinales; Debaryomycetaceae.
AUGGAAUACGUAACUCGUCUCCUCCCGGACAAACCUGAAGUUGCUACAACUUCAAAGUACCAAGGUCUCAAGUAUGAACAUCCAGUGAAAUAUUACGAUUUCCAUGUUUACUACUACGAUAGAAUUGCAAGUUCCAAGUCGGAGUCGGACAGCCUUAGGGCAAAGCUACUCGAGGAUUUCCCAGAUGAUGCGGCGGAUGGUUCUAUCAUAGUGAAAAUAUUACCAGAUGAUAAGGUGAUCGGACCACAUGCAACUCAAUUUUGGGAAGCAGAUGUAGCUAGACCAGAGGUUUUCGUCAGAUUAUUGAGCUGGUUCCAACUUCACCACGGCGGGUUAUCAGUAUUGAUCCACCCUCAGACUGGUGACGAUGUUUUAGACCACACCAACAGAGCAUUAUGGCUCGGCGAUAGGUUGCCUGUCUUUACUGAUAUUUUUCCUCCUCAAGUGGAAGGUAAGCAAGGAAUUACUGAAUAUGGGGUAAGAAGAGGUCAGAAGAUCCCAGUCGACAAGUUUGACCAGCAUAUCAGCGUACCCCACAAAGACUGA